AUGGACACCAUCUUUUCGUCUGUGGACGACUCAGAAGUCGAGACAUUGUUGGAGACCGCAAAGAACAACAAAGGGCAUUCAUUGUCUCGAGAAGAGCUCCUGAGCUUUGCUAAAGCCAAAGCUUCUGAUUUCAAUGUAACAGAUGGCUUUAUUGAUUCUCUUACUCGAGCUGCGGCACAACAAAAGUUGGGCGAUGUCACUUUUGCUCUGAAUUUGCUAGGUACCCGCGCUGGUUCGCUUGCCCUUACUGGUCACUUCAAAGCAUACAAAGACCUUACAAGAAAAGAGCGUGAGGAAGUCAUGAAGAAGUGGUCAACCUCAUCAUUGGAAAUGCUUCGAGGUCUCCAUAAACUUUUUUACCAACUUACUGUUAGCAACAUCUUCAAGCAAAUGGACUGCCCACUGCAUAAAGUCAUGGGCUACCCUGGACCUGAUCCUCAUAUGCACGGAGAAAAGCACACCAGCAAAUUGAAAGAGCGCUAUGAAUUCCUUAACAUCCCAGAAGGUGUUACCGAACUAAACUAUGAUGUUGUCGUUGUUGGAACUGGAGCAGGUGGUGGUCCAGUAGCAGCGACUCUCGCCAAAGCAGGAAAGAAAGUCUUGGUACUGGAAAAGGCAAAAUAUGUUCAUGAAUCGGAAUUCGAACUGAAUGAAGUUCACGGCUUCACCAAUUUCUACGAAAGAGGUACUAUCUUCUCUAAUUUGAGUGGAUCUAUGAACAUUUAUGCUGGUAGUGCUUUUGGUGGCGCUACUACCAUCAACUGGUGCGCUUCUCUCAAGCCCCAGCAUUUUGUCCGCGAUGAAUGGGCUUCUGAGGGUCUCAGCCACUUUGUUUCUAGCAAGUUUACUGAACAACUCGACCAAGUCUACCAAAGAAUUGGAGCCACUACCAAGCACAUUAAGCACAAUGAGCCUAACAGUAUUUUGAUUGAAGGCUGCAAGCGCCUCGGAUACCCCAUUGAAGACAUUCCCCAAAACGUCGGAGAGCACCCCCACGAGUGCGGUUGGUGUUUCUUAGGUUGCCGCUACAACGAAAAGAAUGGUUCCAUGAAUACAUGGCUCCGUGAUGCUCGUGAAGCUGGUGCCGAGUUCGUUGAUCAAUGCUACGUUGACCGUGUUUUGGUUAAGAAAGGAAAGGCUGUCGGUGUUGAAUGUACCAUUGCUGGUAACAAGAACCGCAAGUUGAUCGUUCACAGUAAGCAAGUUGUCGUUUCUGCUGGCUCUCUCAACAGUCCUGGUGUUUUGAUGCGUAGUGGACUCAAGAACAAGAACAUUGGAAAGCAUUUGCACAUGCACCCUUGCCACCUUGCUUUCGGUGUGUUCCCAGAUAGAGAGAUCAAUCUCUUCCAAGGUUCCAUUAUGACUGCUCUCAGUAAUAUUUCUGAAAACCACGAUGGUACAUACUACGGUGCCAAACUUGAAGUCCCCGUCUUGCAUCCAGGCAGCUUCAGUGCUGUGGUUCCCUGGAGAGGUGCAGCUGACUAUAAGCGUCACGUCCUUCGUUAUCGCAACAUCAGUCCUGUUCUCAUUCUCAGCCGUGACAAGGAUUCGGAAGGCACUGUCACCUACGAUGACAACAACAACGUUAUUGUUGAUUACAACGUUACUGCACGUGACAAGAAGUCCAUACUUAUUGGUGUGGAGAAGGCAUUGGAUGUCCUUGUAGCUGCUGGUGCAGAAGAGCUUUUCACUGUCCAGAGUGGAGUUGACAACUUCCACUUCAUCAAGGGAGAAGAAGACUAUGGUCAGAUUAAUAACAAGCGGUACGUCGCCUGGAAGGAGAAGGUGAAGGCUUAUGGCUUGCCAGAUGCAGGCUGUGGUCAAUACAAUGCCCAUCAAAUGGGCUCUUGCCGUAUGGGAGUUUCUCCAAAGGUAUCUGUCGUCAAGCCAGGCGGUGAAACAUGGGAAGUCAAGAACCUCUAUGUUGCUGACGCAUCCGUCUUCCCAUCCGCCACUGGUGUUAACCCUAUGGUCACUACUGAAGCCUGUGCUCUCUAUAUUGCCGAUACCAUCCUCCAAUCAGAUGCCGUUGCUCCCCGCCUUUAG
Messenger RNA from Umbelopsis ramanniana AG, 2046 nucleotides. RefSeq lists its product as uncharacterized. The transcript is spliced from 4 exons. The record is from RefSeq and is a predicted model, not a curated record. Lineage: Eukaryota; Fungi; Mucoromycota; Umbelopsidomycetes; Umbelopsidales; Umbelopsidaceae. Bases 1 to 2046 code for a protein of 681 amino acids. Gene Ontology annotation, molecular function: long-chain-alcohol oxidase activity; flavin adenine dinucleotide binding.